Ectocarpus sp. CCAP 1310/34 is the source of this 1100-nucleotide messenger RNA. NCBI's taxonomy places the organism in Eukaryota, Phaeophyceae, Ectocarpales, Ectocarpaceae. The record is from the annotation of a GenBank genome assembly.
AUGAGGGGGGGGAGGAAACACUUCUUUCAUGUUGCGAGCAUGGAAGGUAGCACCUUUCUCUCAACUCGUCAUGUGUUUGACUCUACUCUAUUUGAAUCGGAUGGAACGCACCAGCUUGUACACACAUGCGUGGAGGUUCUUGGUUUGUUUUGGUUGACGUCAGCAUGAGGUCGAGAUUGUUUUGUUGGGGUGGUUCAACCUGCUGGAAAACACCAUGAACACGCUGGUUGUGGUUGCUGCGUGACUGUUGUGUCGGACUGACUGGCCUUCAGAUCAACAUUCGAUGGCCGAUAAAGACCGACGUCUACAAGCACCCACGGCUGACAACGAUGGAGUUGGAGCACCUGCACGCCGUCGACAAAGAGGCUGCGGAUGUUCAACAAGCACAGAAGGGGCCAUUGACGACCCCAAUGAAGGCCACCGCAGCGAAGCUCACUGGUUGACCUUGUGUGUUGAUUGUGGAUGUGAUCCAAACGCCCUCCGAAGUCGAGCGAUGGGUACUCUCUGUUGGUCUGGGAUGCCUUUCCCACGAGACACAACGUGUCCUCCCACUCCCCAACCCAACCGGGGCACAGGAUAAAAUAGGGUAGUCGGAAGCUUGGUGUUUGGCCCAACGAGUGUGUUGCCCGUGUGUGCAAUAUUGGAUUUUAUUUGGUGCCAACACCGCACCAGCACGUACGAUUGAAAUAGAGAACAAACCCUGACACCCCUUUGUCCCGAAACGAUGGGUGGCGUUUCCUGUGGGCACGUCCGCACGCGGGGUCUAUGAAGGCGGAGAGGCCCCCUUAUUCCCCUGACGUACAUGACGCGUAGUUGUUUUGCUUUCCAAUCUACGUUUGGUACCCGGGUCCAUCCGGAGAAGUCGCCCACCCACCGCAUGUUCGUUCGUCUACAUCUCGCCAUCACCAUUGCCACGGUGUCAUUUUGCCGUAUGGCAUCGGCCAUGUCUUGUUGCUUUGUACUUCAGUAUACCCUCACUGGCCACCUCCCGAAUUCCCCUAUGCCACGUUUUUGUACUGUACAUGUUCUUUAGGAUGUCGCACCCAAGAUGCAGUCAUGGCGAUGCCCCUGUUUUUUCGUCGCAUCGUGGACCUAACGCU